UUGUCAGGGGACAGGUGCAGCACCGACGGUGCUCGAGCGCCUCGAUCCCCAAAGUUUGCAUCACUGGCCGGGGGGAAAUUGCUCUCCCGCCGGGUAUUCGGUUUUCCAUUAGCUCGAAUACGCAAUGCCGAUUGAUCAGAAACGUAUUAAUGGGCCGGACGCCUCCACGCCGUAUGAUAUUUAUAUUCACUCCGAAGUGAAAGACGAUGGAAUACAACUUAAUGCCCCAAAGAGAAUCGAUGGCCGUUCGGACGGCGAGCUCAGAGACAUAUUUGUAAAAACGGGCAUAGUCAGUCAGGCAAAAGGUUCCGCGUAUAUCGAGAUGGGCAACACCAAGGUCAUCUGCUCAGUGUUUGAUCCUAGAGAGAUACCGAACAAGAGCGGCUACUGCAUGCAGGGGGAACUGUUUUGCGAAUUCAAAUUCGCACCCUUCUCUCAUCGAAAGCGGAAAUUGCAUCAGCAGGACGCAGAGGAAAAGGAGUACAGCUUAAUACUGCAGAGGGCUUUAGAACCAGCUGUGUGUCUGCAAGAGUUCCCCAAUUUUCAAGUCGACGUCUACGCGACAGUCCUUGAUAAUGGGGGAUCUGCGCUGGCUGCGGCGAUAAUGGCAGCUAGUUUAGCUUUGGCAAACGCUGGAGUGCCGAUGUUUGGCCUAGUCACUGCGUCCACUGUUGGCAUAUGUGGUCGGACAUACCUAGUGGAUCCAACGGAGACAGAAGAGACUUUUUGUUCCACAAAGGCCGUGCCAGGCACGACGGACGAUCAUGGAAUCAUCGUGCAAGCUACUCUCCCACAGCACGGCCAGAUCUCCGAGAUAUUCGUAGUGGGCAGCAUUGACAUCGAUACUAUUGAACGUUCCAUGAAUCUUUUGAGCAGUGUACACAACGACAUAUGUCCCUUGCUAGAGCAAUGUCUCGUAAAAACUGUGUUCAAAGCGUUUCGCGAGCGCUCGAACAGUAAAAAAACAGAUAAAGAAUAAAGGUAAAAAUUUUUCAUCGUUAUUUUCUCAUUCUCAUUUUUGUAUCGACCUUCACUAAAUAAACGAGCGUUUAACGAGA
Messenger RNA from Vollenhovia emeryi, 1058 nucleotides. Its product is annotated as exosome complex component MTR3-like. Lineage: Eukaryota; Metazoa; Arthropoda; Insecta; Hymenoptera; Formicidae. The record is from RefSeq and is a predicted model, not a curated record. The transcript has 4 exons. Gene Ontology annotation, biological process: rRNA catabolic process; poly(A)-dependent snoRNA 3'-end processing; U4 snRNA 3'-end processing. Bases 125 to 979 code for a protein of 284 amino acids. Gene Ontology annotation, cellular component: nuclear exosome (RNase complex); cytoplasmic exosome (RNase complex); nucleolus.